CUGCGAGUUUAGUUCUGAGGCUUGGAAUACACAGGUGCUGGCGAGGGGCGCUGAUUCCCGUUGGCGCGGACGACCGAACAACGUCCGCUUCUUCAUCUCUGCCCCCCCACCGCAUUUCCCCGAGAGUUUUUCCCUUCUCGAUAGCCCCCGCUUAGCCCCCGCCUAGCCCCCGCUCGAGCGAACGAACCAAGGCAGGGAGUGGAAAGGAAGCACGACGGUGCUCGUUUGUUAUUAUUGUUGUCAUUGUUGUUGUUUCAGGAAUGCGAAGGAUUCAUGCGCCGAAGCAGGCUCGGAGUCCCCACCGCCCAAUGUAGGUCGCUCGUCCGCCAUCACCUCCCGUGAAGUGGCGCUGGCCAUCGGCCCCCGCACCCUCUCUCGAGAAUGUGUUUUUUCUGCAAGCAUGGAGCUGCGGUGUCGAUGUAAUGACAGGAAAAUAAUCCCCGCAGUCCAACGCGCUUGCUUCUUCAUCUCCUCCUCCACUUGCGACGCUGUGGUGAUCGUCUCCAGGCCGGAUUGAGACCUCCUCCCCUCUCCCAAUCGCCAUUGCAUUCCCCGUUCGAUCCCGGGGCGUAUCGUAGAUUUGGAUUUCAGGUUUCUUGGCCACCAGCUCGCCCUCCGUGAGCCGACUGUCAGCAAGCCUCGGGCAAGAAUUCGGGGCUCGCAGCAGGGCGAGAAUCGGGAAUAGAGGGCGAGAGUGGGAGAGCGGAUGCGGGACGGGCUUCGGCGCAGGGCCGGAAGCGCCGAGGCGGAAUGUUGCGGUACUGGGGCAGGAAAGCUGGAAGCGCAGAGCGUCGUCUGCCGACGAAGCAGAGCGAGCGAUCAUCAGCAGUCUGAAGUUGCGCCAGGGCUCUAUGACGGCCGCUGGUGCCUCAGCCCGAGCAGUUAGUGCGUCGGAUUCGUCUCACAUGUGCAGCCCGGGAGGUCGGGCAUGCAGGAAGCUCAACAGGAAUAGCCGAAGAAGCUCGGACAGGGUGCAGCAGGUCCUCGAGGGAUCGUCGUCGUUAUUAUUCGCAUCGCCGCGCAGGGCGAGCUCAAAUCUAGCACUGCUGGCCGCAUUGCUGCUGUCACUGCUGCUGUUGGCGCAAGCGCAAGCGCAGAGCGCAGAGGAAUUCUCGGUGGACCGCACGGCACUGAAUCAGCAGAUUCAGACGGCGGCGUUCCAAUCGUUUCCUCGCCGGGUGGUGACGGGGGCGGUGUACAAUGCCUCGCUGCCGGGCAACCUCUCGGGCGUGGCGGACGUGCGGAUGGUGCGAUUCAGGACCGGGCGCUUGAGGCGAUAUGGAUUCCAAUUCGGCGAAGUGAACCUGCCCGUGGGCGUCAAGGUGGAGGAAAACCUGCGGCAUGUGGUUCUCGUGUACAGAAGCUUCAAGGACUACAACUUCCACAACGCCACCGCCGGCUCCGAGUUCGCGGCUCCCGUGGUCGGCGUGCUCGUGUACAAUGGCACCAACCUGACGAAUUUCGACCCUCUGCCGGAGCUGCGUGUCACCACCACCGCUCGCCCCAUCGAGGUCACCGUCGCUAAUUUGAACACCAACAACAACAACAACAUCAACGCGACCUGCGUCUUGUUUAACGACACCGACAUCGUCGUGUCUAACUUCACCUCCCCAUCAUCGAGCUCGUGCAGUUGGACGACGCUCGGGGAUUUUGCCCUGCUGGUGCCGCGAGUCAUGGACUCGCCCGGCGGCAGCAAGAGCAGCAACAACGCGUGGAAGAUCGCCGUGGGCGCUGUGGCGGGCGCAAUCGUGCUGCUGGGCCUGCUGUCGCUCGUCGCGCUCGUGGCCGUGCGCUACCGCGAGAGAGCGAAGUUCGCCAAGAUGGAGCGCGUCGCGGACCAUGGGGAAACUCUGCACCACACGCUGAUCGGGGGCGGCCGAGCUCCUGCCGCCGCCAGCACCCGCACCAAGCCCGUGCUCGAGAGCGACUACGUGAGCUGAUCGCGCCGCGGCGGCAGCAGCGGCAGCUUCGAUUCGCCAUCGCCAUCGCCAUUGCAAGCCCAGCGAGCCAGCAGCAGCAGCAGCGGGCGGCACAAGCGGCGGCUUCAUUCUUUCCGUAGGAACCCAAAGCUCAGUGUAGAGGACGACGACGACGAGUCCGUCCAUUCUUUGUUUUAGUAGCAUCUUGUAAAGUUCUCUCCGCCCCAUUCGCACCAUUCAUCAUCUGGCCCCAAAGAUUGAUUGAUUGAUGACCUCCUCAUCUCCCCUCCCCCUUCCCUUCCCUUCCCUUCCUGCCAUUCCAUUCGUUUCCUUUGCCCCUUUCUUCACAGAUUUCCCCAAUCUUUGGAGCUUUUACAUUUUGGGCCAUGCAUCAGCAGCAGCAGCAGUGGCAGUCAGUGGUGGUGAUGGUUGUGGUGGUGGAUAUGGCGGCCGGGAAGACAGAUUCUUUCGAAGAUUUAAAGAUUACGAUCAGCAGCAGGGGAAGAAGAAACAAGGUUUCGCAGGAAUGGCCCAAUGCGCGGGACGGGAUGUUCGUUUUCACGUGGGACCUCCCGCUCGCUCUCUCUUACGGAGGUGUAGGCUUCCCGAUCACCCCCUCCAAUUUCCAUCUCGGUGGACCUCGUAAUGCGGCGCGCGGUGCUCGCGACAGCACCGCAUGAUUUCUAGUGCGCGAGCACACUGUGCCCUCAUUUUCUUCCCCGUCCGAGCACUCGCUCGCUCGCUCGCUUUCUCUCUGGGCACGAAGUUCGUCACAGUGUCGGAGCAGCAGCAGCAGCAAAAGGAGAAAGGAUUGCACUCACCGACGACGACAACGACAACGAAGACGACAAAGACUACGACACAUUUCUCAAGGCCCGUAGCGAAAGGUCGAUUGGUCUGGAUUCUUUCUCGGGGUGGCAGCGUUGCAGCAGCAGUGGAAGGAGAGGCGAAGCCAUCUCUCGUCACCGACGCAUGCGUUUGCUUUCCGAGUGGGGAUUGGGUUCGUAGUCGUAGGGGUGUCGGUGGGCAAGCUAGACAUACAGACAGACAGACAGACAGACGACUCUUCUCUCGUCGCCGGGCCAAUGUCUGAGCUCGUACUCAAUCUUACCCUUUCUUCCCUCCUUUUCCCUCUCUCAAUCACUCAAUCUCUCAAUCUCUGUCACUCACUCGCUCAUUCGCUCGCUUGCUCGAUCCCGUUCUCGAUCUUGUGUGUGGAUGGCUUUCGUUCUCCAGCACCUUUUGUCUAUUUUGUCUUCUCCUCCGCAAGCAUGACAUGACAUCUCGCGCAUUCUCGUCUCACGCUGAGCUUUGUCUGUACACUCUACUCAUUCAUCGUCGUCGUCGUCGUCGUCGCUUGGUCCGUAGAAAUUUAGGGAGAGGUUCGUCGAUUGGUCGACAAAAAGCACGAUAGCGUAUGUCUUUCUUCUGCUCGCUGCGCUCUCAUUCAUUCAUUCAUGACGAGGACGAGGCCGCGGCUCUGCGGGAGAAUAUAUUCUUAGCCAUUUCUAAUAAUCCAAUGCCUAGCUACGGCCAUGGCACGGCGCUAGCCUAGCUUUGGUACAUUUGAAAUACGUUUGUGUCACCGAGCUCUUGUGACUAUUGCCUGCCUGCCUGCCGUCUUCGUGCCUAGUGAAGGGGCUCCAUGCCCCAUGCACCGAUUGAAGUGCUGUGCUGUGCGUGCGUGCCAGACGAUGCAUCCUUGUAUUGUAACAAAGCCGUGAUUCUGUUUCUGUAAGCGAAAAUUAUUUGCACUUGCCUUGCCUCCAUGCCUCGCCUUGCCAUCGGAUGUGUCUGUGUUUGUUUCCC
Messenger RNA from Marchantia polymorpha subsp. ruderalis, 3728 nucleotides. The record is from the annotation of a GenBank genome assembly. NCBI's taxonomy places the organism in Eukaryota, Viridiplantae, Streptophyta, Marchantiopsida, Marchantiales, Marchantiaceae.